Messenger RNA from Chaetomium strumarium, 1101 nucleotides. RefSeq lists its product as uncharacterized. The coding region runs from base 135 to 710 and encodes 191 amino acids. The transcript is spliced from 2 exons. NCBI's taxonomy places the organism in Eukaryota, Fungi, Ascomycota, Sordariomycetes, Sordariales, Chaetomiaceae. The record is from RefSeq and is a predicted model, not a curated record.
AGGUAGUCGACAUGGCGAUCGCAGUCACAAGCAACACUCACUCCAUCGGUCGAUUUCACGCCUGAUAUCCAUCCAACUUGCCUGAAUAUUCCAUCACGUUCUGCACCAACUUGCAUGUCACAUCUGGGCACAUCAUGCAGCUUCUCGGCGCACAACCCUCAAUCGCCUGGCGCUUGCUCUUGAGAGCGAAGCCGGUUAUCAUUCAUUCCCAGCCUGUGUCAUGUUUGCGGUUUUCGACGUCACGCCAAGUGCGGAUAUCGAACCAGACCCAUUCCCCGGUCCGUAACCUCGACCAAUUCCACACUUACCAGCUGCUGUCCUCGUCGUCGCGGACUCCGUUGCUGACACUCUGGACUACUUCGUGGUGCUCGACGUGCCGUGUCGUCGCACCGCUGAUACAAGAACUCAUCGAGUCUGGCGUUGGAGAGGCCGAGGGCGGUGUGGGAUAUUGCACCGUCGAAUAUGACGCGCCCGACGUCAUGGCGGCCGGGCUGGGUCUCACUUACAUGGUCAAUUCGGUUCCGACAUUGCUCAGCUUCGAUGCCGGCGAGGCCCAGGUAGAGACCAAGGUGACGGACGGCAGACGGCUGGCGGAUCGGAAGUUCCUCGAAGAGUGGAUCAGGAACGAGGCAAGACGGCAUGGGAACCGGGGAGGCGGAGGACACGCUGGUCCGAACCUCCUCGGCAGGCUGUUCGGCAGGUCAACAUGAUUUGGUAUGAUUCGAUGAUGAAUAAUGAUACCCGCAUGCCAACAACCAGGCUUCCACGCUUCGCACGCUUCGUCCUGAAUACUGCCUUGUGCCUCGUUCGUGACAGGUCUGCUUGACUGAGACUAACUGGGUAGAGUCCUCUUGGUAUCUACCUUCUAGGUUCCCGAAAGCUGAUAUAUCAAGCUAGGCAGGUAGCAUCGACUCAGGGCCAUGUCUCGGGGGAACCGGGUGGCAGUUCUGACCUAGAAUGCUUGCCCUUGGACAGAAAUGUAUCUGGGCUCGGGGUCAAGGUCAUUCAUCCGGUGCCGGUGCCGGUGCCGGUGUCGGUAUGGCACCCGCUUACCGUGUCUUCGACGGAUAAGCCGAGAGAACUAAGUAACCACGAAGUUCA